Molecule: messenger RNA, 1840 nt
Organism: Haliotis rufescens (red abalone)
Lineage: Eukaryota; Metazoa; Mollusca; Gastropoda; Lepetellida; Haliotidae
Exons: 5
Coding region: 92-934 (280 amino acids)
Source: RefSeq, a predicted model, not a curated record
GAUGACGUUUUGCACCGGAAGUGUGGAAAGACGCUCAAUGCAACGUUGAGCGUUAUUAGAAGGUUGGCGUUGGUAGUUGAUAUCUUUUAAGAUGUUCUCCAAGAGCACCAAGCAGAUGCUGAGAAAUGUCAUCCGGCACACAGGAACACACAACAGGAUGGUGGAGGAGACGGACAUGUGGACCCAGCGGAGCUUGAAGAGAGACAGCCACGGAAAGGCCUCCCGGAACUCCUUCUUGUUUGACCAGCGAUCAGACAACUAUGAUGACCGACGGCGCCGCGGUCACCGCACUGCCCACAUGGACAGCGGGGACAGUGAUGAGGACAAACAGAAGAGCACAUACUGGUCCAGGCAGCUGCAGAAGGCAGAGGAAACUAACCCUGACAGAUGGGGACACAGUGGAUUUAAGGAACUGUACCCUGAUGACUUCGCCAGCGACCGCUCUGAAGGGGAAGAGAAAAGGAGUAGGAAGAAGAAGAAAAAGAAAGAAAAGAAGAGAAAGAAGAAGAAAAAGGAGAAGAAACACAAGAGUAAACACCACAGUGACAGUGACUCUGAGAGGGAGAGGGAUGAUCACAUGGACAGACCAUCGUUCAGGACGAAGUCUGCCAACUCUCUCAACACGAGGGACAGAGUCAGUGACAGGAACUAUCAGGACCACAGGAUUCAGGAGCGAGAACCUAGAAAACGGAAAUAUUCUUCCUCUGACUCCUCAGCGAGCAGUUCCUUUGAACCUGUGCGGAAAGAAGGAAAAAGAGAAAAAGACUCUUUCCGAGAAAAUGGAGACCAUUACUCCUCAUCUUCUGAAUCUUCUGAAAGUAACACUUUCCGUCAGCCAAUCAGAAAAGAGUUGAAGUCCCGCAGACAUGGACUUAGGGAAAAUCAUAAUCAUAGACAUUCAGAUCGAAAGAAGAGGAAGAAACACAAGAGCUGAUUGUGUUUCCUGCUGGCUCUGUGAUGUGUUUAAUGUGAUAAUUGAGCAGGGUUGCACAUGGGUGUAGAAACUGAACUCCCUAAAACAUGUUCCUGUAUUCCUAUAUGGAUUCCGUGGUGGAAUUGAUCCCAGCUGGCAAUGCUUGUCGUACAAGGCAACUAAAUGGAACGGGGAUCAGGCUCGGUGACUUUCGGUGUUAUUGAAGCCCAACGGUGGGAUGUUGUUUAUAACUCACUGGUUUGUCUGGUCCAGAUGACAUUAUUUACAGGUUGCUGUCAUGGCUGGAAUAUAUCUGAAUGAUGUAUAAAACAGAAUAUAAGACAAAUGGUGAUGAACUAUAAUUUCUGUUGCAUCACUGUGGGUUUCAGCAUCUCUGUGAUGUUGUUCAAGGUAACUUUCCGCCACCACUCGGAACAGCUAUGCACCUGGUUUCAACACAGCGAUCUCAGUGCUGUAGCUUCAUACUUCAGGACAUGAUGAGCAUCACAGUAUUUAAGUCCCAAUUCAUCAGUAUACAAUGCGUAAUGACUUACGGACACUCUCGAACCCUUUCCCUUUCGUCGAACUCUAAUUGUCGUAGUUCUAGUGUUUGUUCAAAUGUGAAUGCUUUGAUCUCAACUCCUCUGAACUGAUGAAACCUCAAUCACGUCCCUACUCUCACAAUCUCAUUAAAAUCAGACCUUAAUUCUCGCUACCGCUGAACAAAGAUCUGAAGACAUCCCAUAAGGGGUUGCGUCAGAACACCUUACAUCCGACUAAUCAGAGCGUCGCUUACCUUAUUUUGAAAGUGACAAUGGAAUGUGAUUUCUACCUCGAAAUGUAUAACACAGGGUAUUCGGAACAAUACUUACGGGUUUAACGACUGAAUCCAUACAAUCUAGAUCAUCUAUUAGCCAUUCCAGAAUG